Messenger RNA from Microbotryum saponariae, 1439 nucleotides. The record is from the annotation of a GenBank genome assembly. NCBI's taxonomy places the organism in Eukaryota, Fungi, Basidiomycota, Microbotryomycetes, Microbotryales, Microbotryaceae.
AUGUCGACCCAAAAAACCCUGACCGUCCUCCUCGGAGCCGGACCCGGAACAGGUGCCGCCUUAGGCCACGCCUUCGCGAAAGAGACCGGUGCUGUGGCUUUGCUGGCUCGUCGUCCGGAUAGCUUACAAGCUCUUGCGCAGGAGAUUCGUGAGAAGGGUGGGGUGGUGAGUUCUCUUUAGCAGCCCGGUUGUCGCUUUCUGUGCUUGGAUGGCUGAUGACUGGGUACGACCGACUCCAUCACUGUCGGACAGGCCGAGCCUUUCGCAUGCGAUGCCUCGAACCCCGAGUCGUUGACGAAGGCUUUUGGUCAGAUCAAGGAGAAGUGGCCGGAUCAUCAGCUCAAGGUGUGAGUCUGGGGCUCGACCGUGCUGCGUGUUCUGACCUCCAGCCCGAGGCGGGUUGGGUGGUGGCUCCCUCAAUGGGAGGUGAGCGUGUGGGGCGCCAUCUGCUCUCACGCCCCUCUCGCCAGCAAACCUCGGACCGAGUUCGCCAACGACGAACACCAACUGACUCCACGAAUCUUCAUGCCUGUCAUAUCUUUUCAGGGCCAUCUUCUCCGUCAAUAACCCCUUCGUGCGCAAACCUUUCCUCGAGUUGACGACCAAGGACAUGCAAACCGGGCUCGACAUCGCCGUGCUCGGCGCGUUUCACUUCUCGCAACAAGUCAUCCCUCUCUUGCUGGAAACUGGUGGGGGAACGCUUUUGUUCUCGGGUAGGUUAAAUGGAGCUUAACGAUGCUGUUGAACGACGGGUGCUGACUGGUCAAGUGUGCUGACGAUAGAUUCUUUGGGGGACUGCUUGAUAUAGGGGCCACCGCUGCGUUGAAGGGAGGCGCUCAGAUGUCGUCCUUCGCUGUGCCCAAGUUUGGUCUUCGCUGCUUGAGUAAGCGUCCUCAUCCAAUGGACCUGAUUUGCAAACUGGCAGAAAAGCACGCCUCGAUCUUCUCAAGCUGAAGCGACACCGAAAUUUCUUCCUUCCCGCUUCACCCACCCCUGUUCCUCGCAGGUCAAUCCCUCGCGCGAGAAUUCCAACCCAAGGACAUCCACGUCGCUCACGUCAUCCUCGACGGCUUCAUCAACACCGAGAACUUAACUCGCAUGUUUGGUGAGAUGAAAGCGCCCGAUACGAGGUUGGAACCGACCGCGAUUGCGCAGGAGUAUGUCAACUUGCAUAGGCAGCAUCGCUCGGUGAGUCCGAAAGCUGGCGUGGCGAAAGGCGUGAUGUUGGUUCGAGAAGUGUGCUGAUGAAGAUUGGUUCCACCACUGUGUUUUUCUUCAUCACUCCUCUCUUGAGUAUUCAGGCCUGGACUCUCGGUCAGUUCCGGCUUUCAGACAGAGGUCGUAGCGACCUUGAGACAAGGGAUUCAGUGCUGACCGAUGCUACGAUCCGCCUCUUCAACACAGAACUUGACUUGCGUCCUUUCUCGGAGACGUUCUAA